Messenger RNA from Oncorhynchus mykiss (rainbow trout), 3015 nucleotides. RefSeq names its product transmembrane protein 121. Lineage: Eukaryota; Metazoa; Chordata; Actinopteri; Salmoniformes; Salmonidae. The record is from RefSeq and is a predicted model, not a curated record.
GGGGAAAAGAAGGGAUGAAAAAAGAGAAGAGCAUUUGAUGGCAGGAAGCAGCUCACACAUGACCAUCACCAUCGCUCCCUUACACCCCUAUCUCUCUUUCCCUCGCUCUCUCUCUCGUCCUGCAGCUGUGGCUUUCUGAGCAUGCCUCUUCGCCAUCCAACGGCUGAGCGCACACGAGUGGGGGAAGGAAGAGAGGCAAGAGAGGAGGGGCGAAAAGAGAUUCCAGCAGACCUAGUUUGAGAAGGCACAGACAAACAGAACCUCGAGUAGGAGCAAGGAGGGCAAAUAUUUAUAUAUUUUCACAUUAGAGGACAUUUGAAACAGGGAGAUUUGACAAUGCUGUGGCAAUGUGAUGGCCAUUUGCAACUCCUUUUCGGAGGGGGAAAGAAGAUGACAAAGGAGGGAAAAGGGCUUUUCGUUGAUGGCCGUGUGUGUGUCUCAAUGGGCAGUAGGGCACGUCCGGCAUUCGAGGGUUGACCGCACUCCGGUGGACAUUCUAGGACACUCACCUAGAACAGAUAGUUUAUCAAAGGGACACAUUAUUUUUAUCGUUCCGCAUGAAGAGCUUUCGGUUGUCAAGGGGAGAGAGCAUCUUUGAAGUGAGAGCACUUGUUAUUGAAAAGGACAAGAAGCUUGUUGUUUUCAGGGAUUCAACUUGAAAGAUAAACUUUUAUCAGUCCUUUCUUUUUGAGGUUGCACACACAGGUCCCUGUUCCCUUUUGUGACUCAAAAGGGGGAGUUCGGGGGAGGAUUUUGUGCGUCAGCGGAAAGACAACAUUGGAAUCGCAGUUGUUCAUUUCCUUUUCUCAACACAAUAUAUUGGGAAUAUCACAGUGUUGGGAACGUGUGAGGAUUACAAUGGAGACGAAACCUAUCAUUCGUGGCAGUGGACAUUCAAUACUCAAAUAAGGAACCAUAUCCAUCAUGUUUUUUCACUCCGUGCCACUGUAUGGAAUUAGUGCUGGAGUUCCCAAUUCCACAUUGGCAUCCAACCGGAAAUGUAACGCUGCGAAUCCUUAUGAUUGAUUGUGACUGGAGACGUAAGUGUAAGUGCAUUGCUGAAACCAGUGGCGCUUUUUCUUACUGCUCGGGAAGAGCUUUUUAUGCGGCAGCUUAUCUACAAUGUCCAACAUCUAAAAUGAUAUCAACCACUGACAGAAUUACACGAACAUUAAAGUAAGAGCAAUUAAAGUAGAGCAAUUAAAGUAGAGCAAUUCCCAGUUACUGAAGAUACUAAAGGACUACAAAUCAAUGACGUGGAGGUAUUGUGUUUAGAGUGUAGCGUUUUAGAGUUAGGGCAAAAACUAUUGGCAGUAAGGAUUAUUUUUUAUUACAGUCCCUAGGCAGCAAUGCGGUUUCAAAGUUACUCUGCUUGACUGUUUCCCUGCUUGUUAAGUACUGAAUAGAGGUUGAAGGAUAACUAUUCAUAUUUACGAGGGUAUUUUGGGGGAACUGAUGGCAGGUCAUGCAAGUGGACCUGACUUUGUACUCAUCUGAUAGGACUAAAACUAUCUGAACCAACUGGUGGUAUAUACCUGAUUCAACCAACAGGACUAAAAUGAACUGAUGAACAGAGACAGUUACCACACGUUUAUUAUAAUACACAACCCUCUUUGAACCCAGGUUUUUGCUUUGACCCACAACCUUCAUUUAUUUGAUAUUUUAUUACAUUGGUUUCACUUCUUUCUUGGACCUAUUUUUCUCUUUGACCUUCGGCAUCUGGUCAGUAAUGGUGCCACCACCGCCCACCAACAAGCCUCAUGUGUGCUUGUCGGCCAUCUUGAUCAUGGGUAGCAUGGCGCUGAUGGACGCCUACCUGGUGGAGCAGAACCAGGGGCCCAGGAAGAUUGGUGUGUGCAUCAUGGUCCUUGUGGGGGACAUCUGCUUCCUCCUCGUCCUACGCUACGUGGCUGUGUGGGUGGGUUCCGAGGUGCGGACCUCCAAGCGUGGCUACACCAUGAUCCUAUGGUUCUUCUAUGUCUUCGUUCUGGAGAUCAAGGUCUACUUUGUCUACCAGAACUACAAGGCCGAGGACGGGAAGAGGGCAAGUUUGGACGGUUGGACUGGCGGCGGCGUGGACGGGGUGGCACGGAAGGCGCUGACAUUGCUUCUGUCCAUCUGCGUGCCCGUCGUCUACAUCACGUUGGUGGCCAUCGACCACAUGGAGUACGUGCGGCCGCAGAAGAAGAAGGAGGAGAUCCGGUGUCGACUCUUCUGGGUGGUGGUGGACUUGCUCGACGUCCUGGACGUGCAGGCCAACCUAUGGGAGCCUCAGAGGAGAGGGCUCCCCCUAUGGGUGGAGGGACUCAUGUUCUUCUACUGCUACAUCCUGCUGCUGGUGCUGCCGUGCGUGUCGCUGAGCGAGAUCAGCAUGCAAGGGGUGAACAUUGUGCCCCAUAAGAUGAUGCUCUACCCGAUUCUCAGCCUAGUGACUAUUAACAUUAUCACUCUCUUCAUUCGAGGCGGGAACAUGGUUUUCUAUAGGGACUCCAGGGUGUCUGGGAUACUGAUGGGUAAAAAUGUGAUCGCCAUUGUUCUUAAGACGUGCAGUUUCGUCCAGUAUCGGAGGCAUCUCGGUGAGGUCCCGUCUCCCGCUCUUGGGGUAGAGAUGCAGAAGAAUUGCGUUGUCCACGGCCCGAAAGUGACUAUGCCUGUGCCCAUGCCGAUGCCCAUGCCACCCCAAGUAGUGAUUCAAGACUUCACAAAGUUUCCUGAAGAGAUGGUGUGUGUGAGUGACACAGAGGUUGAGCAAACGUGACACACGUCUUGGUGAGAAAGUGCUAAAGAUACAUAACAUAUUAUAAGCUUUAUUAUAGGACAUUAUAAAAGACUAAUUCAUGCGUAUAACAAGUUAUUAAGCAUGAUGCUUGCAGGGCUUCAGUAAAGUGUUACCAGAACAGUUGACACAAGGAAGCACUGUGUAGGGUCACAACAAGGUGUUGCACCAUUUCCUAGGACAAGGGAGAAAAUUACUAUAGGGAGAAGUGAAUGUGUGUCCCCCCCCCCCCCCCCCCC